GGACCGUGCCGUCCUCUGCCGGAGGCUCCUCCUAAUGGUACAGACUGCAGCGGGAAGUGGGCCAAAGACUGGAAGGGGAAGGAGGCUCCUGAGAGUGCGGACCCGGCCUUCACUGGCGGGUACGAGGAGAUCUCGGACCGUGAUGCAGAGGAGAAGCCCAGCCUGCCACCCAGGAAGGAGUCCAUCAUUAAAUCAGAAGGCGAGUUACUGGAGAGGCAGAGGCCUCCCCCCAAGCCCCCGGGCAUGAUUUUGCCCAUGAUCCCACCCAAGCAGUCGGCAACCCCAAAGGACAUCAAGAAGCCCGAGCUGAAACCAGAGAAGGGCAAACUCUUCCAGCUGAAAAAUGAAAUGGGACUGGAAUGUGGACACAAGGUGUCGGCCAAAGAGGUGAAGAAGCCAAACCUCCGGCCCAUUGUCAAGCCAACUAAGCCAAAAGCUGAGCCCGUGGAGGACAAGCCUGAGCCCAUCACCCAGAAUCCAUUCUUGAAGUCAAGACCUCAGAUCAGGCCAAAGCCUGCUGCAGCCCCCCGGACUGAUCCACCUCCAGCUGAUGAUAAGCUGGAUAUCUGCAGCCUGCGGAGCAAGCUUCGACCUGCAAAGUGCCCAGAGAAAACCUCCGAGCCGGACACUGCUUCUGGUGAAAGCUCCUUCAAUAACACCAUGGUCUCUUCGGAGGUUCCUGGAAGGUUUCAGGAGCGACCAAACAUGGAGAGCAAACCCCUGCCCAAGCUGGACAGCCAUACCAUGAAAGAGGCUCUGCCCAAAUCUCCCCUGGCCCCAGCAAACACCCCGGGUGCCAGGGAGCCCCCACCGCAGCGCCCUGUUGUGCCACCCCGCAGACCACCCCCACCAAAGAAAACGGGGGGUUCUGCCUCCAGCCCUGCAGCAGAGCUCAAGGCCCCAGCACGGGAAACGCCUGAAAUCAGGUCAUCGCCAGUGCCGGGGAGGCCAAUGCUGGUUCCUCCGAAAGCCAAGCCGUUCCUGUCUGCUGCCAUCCAAGAUGAAGCCAAAGCGAAAAGCAGCAUAAACCCAAAGGUCAUAUCCAAGCCAGUGGAGAGAGGAGAAGCCAAGGAGAGGACCUCAGCCCCUGUCUCCAGUGCGGACAUCUCCAGGGAAGCUCUCUAUGUGGCAGUGGCGGAUUUUGAAGGUGACGAGGAGACCAACAGCUUUAAAGAAGGGACUUUGUUUGAAGUUCGUGAGAAGAACAGCAGUGGCUGGUGGUUUUGCAAGGUCCUGACUGGGGGUCCGUGCUGGGAGGGCUGGAUCCCUUCCAAUUACCUACGGAAGAAGCCAUAG
This is a messenger RNA of Eurypyga helias (sunbittern), 1296 nucleotides long. RefSeq names its product SH3 and PX domain-containing protein 2B-like. The record is from RefSeq and is a predicted model, not a curated record. The annotation marks the transcript as partial. Gene Ontology annotation, molecular function: protein binding. The transcript has a single exon. NCBI's taxonomy places the organism in Eukaryota, Metazoa, Chordata, Aves, Eurypygiformes, Eurypygidae.